Messenger RNA from Crotalus tigris (Tiger rattlesnake), 2688 nucleotides. RefSeq names its product notchless homolog 1 (gene NLE1). The record is from RefSeq and is a predicted model, not a curated record. Gene Ontology annotation, molecular function: protein binding. The transcript is spliced from 13 exons. Lineage: Eukaryota; Metazoa; Chordata; Lepidosauria; Squamata; Viperidae. Gene Ontology annotation, cellular component: nucleolus. Bases 552 to 1982 code for a protein of 476 amino acids. Gene Ontology annotation, biological process: ribosomal large subunit assembly; Notch signaling pathway.
CAUCUCAUCUCAUCUCAUCUUAUCUGUUUCCAUCCAUUGCUUCUUGUCCUGCCCUCAGGGGCUUUGGAGAAUAGGUUGACACACACCCCCUCUUAUUUAUGGCAUCCACAGGUUUCUGCAAAAAUCCAGGAAAUAGGAGGAUCAGGAGGUGAAUAACAAGAAAUAAGGGAUUGCAAAAAAAGAAAGAGAGAGAGAAAGGAAGGAAGGAAGAAAAGAAAGAAAGAAAGAAAGAAAGAAAGAAAGAAAGAAAGAAAGAAAGAAAGAAAGAAAGAAAGAAAGAAAGAAAGAAAGAAAGAAAGAAAGAAAGAAAGAAAGAAAUCUGCCAGCCCAGGCAGGGCGAAUGUUGUCAAUUCUCAUGUUUACAGAAGUUUUCCCAACUUCUGGCGGAAGAUCCCCGCUUUCUCCAGCAGAUGGCAGCCGAGUCAGAACUGUGCCCGGCGCGGAGUAAUGACGUCAGCCUCCUUUCCCACGUGGAGGCUACUUUGAGCAGAGACGUCCGGCCGUAGGUUUGGGGCCAGAGUGCAAAGAGCUCGACGCCCCGAGGCUUCACCAUGACAGCGGAUGUUGAACGGCUCCUGAUCCAGUUCAAAGAUGAAGCCGGGCAAAUUCUGGGGGCCCCGUUUGAUGUCCCCGUGGAUAUCACCCCGGAAAAGCUCCAGUUGGUUUGCAAUACUCUCUUGGAGAAGGAGGAGCCCCUGCCCUUGGCCUUCUACGUCCAGGAGUCCGAAAUCGUGGCCUCCCUGCAGAAGACCCUGUCCGAACUGACCCUCGAGACCGAACGGGUGGUUGAGAUCGUCUACCAACCCUUGGCCGUGUUCCGGGUGCGAGCCGUGACGCGCUGCACCAGCUCCUUGGAGGGCCACAGCGAGGCCGUCAUCUCGGUCGCCUUCAGCCCUACCGGAAAGUACCUGGCCAGCGGAUCUGGGGACACCACCGUGCGCUUUUGGGACCUGAACACGGAGACCCCACACUUCACAGCCAAGGGUCACCGCCAUUGGGUGCUGAGCAUUGCUUGGUCGCCCGACGGAAGGAAACUGGCAUCCGGGUGCAAGAACGGACAGAUAAUGCUCUGGGAUCCAAGCACCGGAGCCCAAAUUGGCCGCAUCCUGGUGGGACACACCAAGUGGGUCACGUCGCUCUGCUGGGAACCUCUGCAUUUGAGCCCCGAGUGUCGCUAUUUAGCCAGCUCUUCCAAAGAUGGCAGCGUUCGAAUCUGGGACACAGUCGCUGGCCGCUGCGACAAGAUCCUCACCAGCCACACUCAGUCGGUCACCUGCCUCCGGUGGGGAGGGGACGGCUUGCUGUAUUCCUCUUCACAAGACCGCACCAUCAAAGUCUGGAGAGCCCAAGAUGGCAUCCUGUGCCGCACCUUGCAGGGCCACGCCCAUUGGGUCAACACCAUGGCGCUCAGCACGGAUUAUGUCCUCCGGACAGGAGCCUUUGAGCCCGCCAAAGCUUCUAUCAACCCCCAGGAUGUGAGCGGAUCACUGGCAGAGAUCAAGCAAAACGCACUAUUGAGAUACAAUCAGAUCAGGGGCCAAGGACCGGAAAGGCUGGUGUCUGGAUCAGAUGACUUCACCUUGUUCCUUUGGCUUCCGGCAGAAGAUAAGAAGCCCUUGACCAGAAUGACAGGCCAUCAAGCACUGAUCAAUCAGGUCUUCUUCUCCCCUGAUACCCGCACCAUUGCCAGCGCAUCUUUCGACAAGUCAAUCAAGCUUUGGGAUGGACGGACCGGGAAGUAUCUCACGUCCCUGCGUGGACACGUCUCAGCCGUGUACCAGAUUGCGUGGUCGGCAGACAGCCGUCUCUUGGUCAGCGGAAGCAGCGACAGCACCCUCAAAGUGUGGGACACCAAGACGCAGAAGUUGGCCGUUGACCUGCCUGGACACGCGGAUGAGGUGUUUGCGGUGGACUGGAGUCCUGAUGGCCAACGAGUAGCAAGUGGAGGGAAGGACAAAUGCCUCCGGAUAUGGAGACGAUAGCAGAAGGACUGAAGAUCAACUUUUUAAAAUUCUUUUCUGACCCUAACUGUGGUCUCCUCCUCCUCCUGUUUUAGGGAAGAUUUGGGGGGGGUUGAGAUUGGGGCCAUUGUGUGCAGAAUACUUGCAGGGAGCUUCCUUUUAUAUUGAACACUGGAACACUAUACUGAAUAUUUUCAUCCACGUUAAUAUCAACCUGGAUGCUACAGCGCAAGCAGGAAGACUUUCAGAUCACGUUUCACCUUGAGUAAUGACCUAUGCUGGUCAGGCACAAGCCACCAUUCCCUUGCUUUGGACGCCCGUCAAUAAGAUGGAUAUCAAUAUCUCAUUCCCUCUAAUAGCAAACUCUGAGAUGAGUAUAGAACAAUUGGGACUCUUGACAAACGAAAUGAAGGUUUCGUUCAGGCUUGGCUGAACUUAAAUAUUUAGAUCACUUUUAAAAAAGAGGGAGAGAGAGAAUUAUCCAGGACGACCGAAAAACCACCAGAAAAAAAAUUCAAGGAGGAACUGAAGAUAUAGCACAAGAUAGCCACAAUUUUGACUAAAGUUUGAUAAAAAUGAAGAAGCAAAGAUGGAAUGGAGGUCGCCCAAAGAAGGAUGGAGACUGGCGGGAAAUCUGGAGCAGUUAGGAUAGGAUUACUGUAUGCUGCAAUGUGGGGUGGGUUUUUUUGCAGAUAAUAUUUCUUUAAUUAUAUCCUUUUAAGUCACA